Messenger RNA from Cololabis saira (Pacific saury), 4914 nucleotides. It is a transcript of the gene s100u, whose product is annotated as S100 calcium binding protein U. The transcript is spliced from 3 exons. The record is from RefSeq and is a predicted model, not a curated record. The coding region runs from base 192 to 899 and encodes 235 amino acids. Gene Ontology annotation, molecular function: calcium ion binding. Lineage: Eukaryota; Metazoa; Chordata; Actinopteri; Beloniformes; Belonidae. Gene Ontology annotation, cellular component: perinuclear region of cytoplasm.
AAGUUUUAAGGACCGAAAAAAAAGAAAACCCUAAAUCACGGAAGAGUCUGCUCAGUCCUACUAGUUUGGCAAGUUCUCUGUACUCAGAGCAGCGGCUAGAAAAAGCAAGGAGCAGAAGACGGAAACUCAAAUUUGGGCACAUUUUGAAAACUUCUCUUGUCCUGCAGACUUCGCUAAACGAGAGAGGAUUCAUGGAGUCUGCCAUCCAGACCGUGGUGAAGGUCUUCCUAAAGUCGACCAAAGGGAAGGAGAGUCUAGGGAAGAAGGAGUUCCAGAGCCUCGUCUCAUCACAGCUCAGCAACAUCCUCACGGACACAGAGAGCAAGGAAGCGAUCAACAACAUGGGGCAGGGGCUGGACGCCGACCACGAUGGCAAGGUCGGCUUUGAGGAGUACAUGAAGCUGGUCGGCUACCUGGCCUGCUCGCUCAGCGAGCAGCGUAACGUCCCCAAAGAGGAGCCCGCGCAGAACGCUGCAUCGGGACAGGUGGCGCAAAGCACCCCCGACAAGGCGGAGGAGAAGAAGCCCGAGGCAAACGCAGAGGCCAAGGAGGAGGCAAAGCCCACGGCAAAUGAAGAAGCUAAGGCCGACGGAACCGCCGAGGUCAAAGCAAAAGCAGAGCCGGAGGUGGAAGUAAAGGUCGAGGCCAAGGCAGAGGGAGAGACCAAACCGGAGGUGGCGAAGGAGGAAACGGCCGUAGCGGCGGCGGCGGCGGUGAAAGCGGCCGUGGAAGCGGCGGUGGCGGUGGAAGCAGAGACAGGAGAUGCUCCUGCAGCAGAAGCAGCUCGGAAAGAAGCAGAAGAGACGGAGGAAACGGUAAAGGUGGAGGAAGCGGCGGAGAAGCUUCCGGUUGCUGCAGAGGAAGAAGCGGAGAAGAAGACAGAGGAGGCGGCGUCAUAGGGGACAAUCCAUGUUUGCAAAACGAAAAAAAAAAUCACACUACAAUUAAACACUAUCGAGAACAUACCAUUAACACCAAAAUAAGUUUGAAAGCCACUAAUUAAAAAAAACUUAAACUUAUAAAAAAGGCCAAAUUAUGUGAAAAGUUGAAAUACUACAAACUAGGGCUGGGCGAUAUGGACCAAAAGUCAUAUCUCCAUAUUUUCUAGCUGAAUGGCGAUACUCGAUAUAUAUCGAUAUUUUUUCUGUGACAUAAUUGGGGUUUCCCCCAAAGCAUUAUAGCAUAGCAUCUCUGUUAGCUUCAUUUUUUUCUGAGGCAAACCCUUAAAAAAACAGUCAGUUUUAAUACAAAGCCUCGUGCCAAAUGUCACACAGGUUCCUUUAUUAACAGAGGUCUGCACAAUAUCAAAAUGUAUAAAACAAAUGAAAUAAAAAUAAACUGCCUGCAUAUAUAGAAUAAAAAUGCUUCUUGAACAAAAUAAAACAAAUAUCCCUUUCCUGCAUAACAAUUAAAUUAAAAUACACUGUGCAAUUAAUACAAUGUAGACAGUAACAGGCAGACUUUUCCACUGAGGUUGACAGUUGUGCAAAUAACAAAACAUUUUUGCAAAUCUUAAAUAAAACAUUCAAGUCAAUUUGUCACAAAAUAAGCUAUAUCAAAAUUAUAAUUUUUUUUUUUUAAUCAAUAUAAACGAUAUUGUCUCGUACCAUAUCGCGUUUGAAAAUAUAUCAAUAUAUAUUAAAAUCUCAAUAUAUCGCCCAGCCCUACUACAAACCCAGCUCUGCAAAAACACUAUUUCUUAUGUGAUUAUGUAUGUGACAGUAGAACAAUUGCUUUUUUUUUACUGCCAGUUACCACUAUGUUCAUAUGUACAGCAUGUGCAUCCCACUAUUUAGCACUUUUACCUCAUUAUGAUGAUACACUAUGAUAGCAUGCAGCUGUACCCUGUGCAUGCAAUAUCCCUGUGAAAACUUUCCUGCAAGCUACAAUCUCCCUCUACACUUGACUGACGUGUCUUAACGCGCCGCUGCAGAAAGGACGUUUCCCAUGCUCUCCACAGUUCUGUCACAGUUUUUUUGUCUCUUGUCUCGUUUUUCUACCACAGUCAUGUCUUGCACUCAGCUGCAAAGUUGUACGGGUCCUCAAUGAAAGUAGUAAACAUCUCAUUAGGCACUUGUGGUUUAAAGGAAUUUAUUUUUUAUUUCACUUUGGGGAGCUUAAUUAUCAAGACAUAGUUGGAAAACAAAAGAAAAAAUCCUUUUUUAACACAAAAAAACGUGUUUUGUUUUAACUGGAGAGUUUUAAAUGAGCUGGUAAAGGAACACAGUGUAGUUGUAUGGCUUAUUUUUUUACCAUACAAACAAGAGAAUAGUAGUGUCUUCAUUGAAAUGUCUAAUUAUUUCUUUAUUGGGUGCCUCAGAAUCUGACACACAGUCUUUUUUUUUCCUCCACAUUCCUUAAUUCCCUGCUAUGGUUAAUCUAGCAACACAAUAAAACUGCUUACUGACUCUUUGCAUUACUUUGGCUCACCGUGGUUGUGUUGUCACGCCUUUUCUUCUAUUGCUACUCCACUCUGUUGGGCCUUUCUUUUGUUUUUUCUUCAGAAAAGUUCAACUGGAGUCUUAGGUGCAGUCAUACUCAGUCAUGAACUAGGAGGUGGUAGAUCAGGUGUGAACCUUGACUAAAUAAUUAAACUUCAGGGAUGGAACCUACACCCAGAGGAUCAUUCUGGUCAAAAAGGGAACCCAAAAUUGUCCAGUGGGCACUGGAGGAGUAGAGAGCAACCUUAGCCUUAGCCGCUGAUUAGAAGUGAAAGAGAAAAGCAGGAUAAUAAACCGCCAGGAAAGCUAUUAUCUAUGUUUUUUUUUUUUUUUUCCACAUUUGUUAUUGUGCAUGUCAAACUUUUGCAGGUUUACCGUUGGGUGCUGUGCUAUAGAUUUACUGGAGAGGCCCUGGGUAGAACUGGAUAGAGGGAGGUGGCUAAAAAAGCAGCAGAAACCUGAGCUCGGUUUUGGAGGGCUCUCUUUCAAAUUGAUCAUUCUUGUUUGCUGGGUUCAGCCACAGCUGUUCAGGGCUUUUGUUGGUCGGUCACACCCAUGUACAGUUUGAAGACCUUGUUUGACCUGCAACUGGAUCCUGCAGGCAUUAACUAUUGGGAAAUUACUGGAUUAGGCAUUUCAUGAGUAACACACCCAGGGAUGGAAACAAUCAGAUGAAAGUAACCCCGGGCUCCAGUGAUCUCGCUCAUCAAACGAGAUAAGGAAUAAUACUGACCCUCACAUGUUGCGUAAUACGUAUAACUGUUAUCACUGAGGCCAUCAUUUAAGUUCUACUUGGCUUCUCUAUAUUUAACUUUAAAAAACGUAUAUCUAACCCUGGUUUGGACCACUAUGAGGAUGACUUGAAAAUGUUACUCUUUUACCACAUUCAUGGGUAAUCAUAGGGAAUAUGAGAAGGGGGUUUGUCUUGUACGGAAGAGUAUAAGGGCCAUGCAGGAGAAAAAAUAUUUGAGAGGGGAAGAUUUUUUUUUUUUAUUGUGCACUUCGAGAAAAAAGUCGAAAUGUCGAGAUUAAUGUUUAAAUACAAUUUCGAGAAAAAAGUCGAAAUUAUGAGAAAAAAGUCGAAAUGUCGAGAUUAAUGUUUAAAUACAAUUUUGAGAAAAAAGUCGAAAUGUUGAAGAGAAAAAAGUCGAAAUGUCGAGAAUAAUGUUGAAGUACAAUUUCGAGAAAAAAGUCGAAAUGUUGAGAGAAAAUUCAAACUUUCGUGAAUAAAGUUGAAAUGUUGAGAAAAAAGGCGAAAUUUUGACUUUAUUCUUGAAAUUGUAUUUCAACAUUAUUCUCGACAUUUCGACUUUUUUCUCAAAAUUGUACUUCAACAUUAAUCUGGACAUUUCGACUUUUUUCUCGACAUUUCGACUUUUUUCUCGACAUUUUGACUUCUUUCACAAUAAAAAAAAAUCUUCCCCUCAAAUAUUUUUUCUCCUGCCUGGCCCCAAUACUCUUCCGUAGUCUUGCCACAUGUUAUAAACUCACAGUUUCCUCUGGGGAGUGCAGAACAUUUGGGCACGCUACUAAAACGUUGCACCUUAUCAGAGCUGAAUGGGCACAACAAAUAAACCAGGUCAUGUGACAAUCCUGCCUCGCUGUGACACUCCCAUUGUAAAUAUUCUCCUUCACACUGUUCAAACUUUACACUCACAGUAUGCAGUGCUUCCUGCUACUAACACUUACCGGGUGCUCUGGUUUUCUUCCAGUUGUAAUAUUGUUAUUGUCAUUUUUAUAAUACUUUUUGGUACUUAUGUGAAUAAUAGAAACAUCUGACUUUUGCACAAUCUCCAGUCAGCUUCCUGUUUAACGGUAUAUAUCAUGAUAUAUCCCUUGUGGGCGUGUGAUAGCAGAGGUAAGGUACAGUCCAGUUGAAUCUGUCAAGCAAAAUUCCAAAUAUGAAGUUGCACUACCAGUAGAUUCCUUUAUUAAAUGUGAGCAGACUUGGGCUUAUCAAAGAUCAUCAUUCAUUUGAGGCCAGUUGGAAAAGCACAGAGACUUGUGAGAGCUACAUUUCCUUUCAGAGUUUCCCUGGGAGAUGUUCUGUUCCAUAGUGUGAUCUCCACCCAGUUUUAACUCAUCCAGAUUAAAAACAUGCAAGCAUAUUUGCAGCAGUGUUUCCAUUCCAACCCGAUAAAUCAACAAUUAAGUAGAUGCAUUUUCUUUCCCUAAAUGAGUAAAACGCCCAUUUGGAUAUAGCAAGUGCACAGACAACUAUGUGGACGUGCUGGUAAAGGCUCAUUGUGGAGUCGAAAUGCUUGUAAUUAUGGGACCAAUCCCAGGAAACUGCAAGUUCUCAUCUGCUUGUUUCCUGCCAAGUACUACAGAGUGUGUGUGUAGCAGUUUGGACUAAAGGUGGGUCCACUAUCAUGUCUAAUAACCUUCACUGUGCUAAUAUUUCAUAUGUAUUGCUGAAACUUUUUUGCUUAAUCUCUGUAAUUGCCAGUACGAAAUAAAAUUGUGACAAUAA